UACAUAUGUAUAUAGCAAAGAAACCAGCGUGAUGUACAUACAUAUAUACACGUAGUAAUGUAGUUAUAUAUAUAUGUAUAUAAAGGACCAUUAAUUGAAGUUAUGCAAAAUUAUAAUAUGCAAUAUAAAUAAAUGCAAUGCUUCUUAGCACUUAUUAAAGUGCAUUCCUAAAUACCUGACAGUACAUUAAUGAGAUAGUGUUAAGCAAAAGGAUAAUGUGACACAAUUCAAACAAGCUGCAGGCGAAAAGAAUUGUAUUAUGCAAACUCGAGAAAUAUUAACGAAUCUGCUAUUGUUAUUUUCGUCGUUUUAUAUUAUUCGCUAAAAGUGAAAAAUGAUAAAGAUUUGGUUUAGUGCUCGAAUUUCCGCAAUGGAUUCAUACAGCUUCAGUUCACAUUUCUAAGUUUCCAGUAAAACGAUGCAUACAAUAAUUUAAAUGAAGCUACAUAUAUGUACACAAGUAUGCUUGUGUAUAGAAAUAAAUACUGUAAGACAUCACAAUGUAACAAUAUGUAUCACCUAUAAGGGCUUGUCUAAAAACAUGACUACACUGUAAAUUAGAAACUACAUAAAAAGUGAGAGUGAAUGCUCAGAAAAUAGAGAGCUGAACAAAUAACUUACAAGCAACAGAGCCAAAACAACCAAUAGUUCAACAAUCAAUAUCCGACCAAUCGGUUCAUAUAUUACCAAAGUCUAAACACAUUAACUAUCAUUAGCUGUGUCAGCAGCCAGCCGCCAACUAAGCCAUCUACACUAUUGCCGUCAGCCCGCCGCCAAAAAAAAAACCAAACACACAAAGACACAACAACAGAGGUUAGGGUUAUAUUAACUAGUCAAGUUUGCAAAACGCUUUAGCCAAUCAAGCUUAUCUAGCAAACAACUAACCCGCCCAGGAAACAACACAAUUCGGCGCCAAACGCGGUGACGUACUCUUAUUAAAAUGAAUGCCAGUCUCAUUUAUGAAAUCCUCAUGUAUUUGAAUUCAUUUUACUUUGGAAUGUACGCCAUAUUUGAGAUUGGUGUCGGUGUACUGAAGGCAAUCGGAUUAAAUUAUACUAUGCAAGAGUUGACGCGAGAAGGGUGCAUAUUACUCGCAUUGUGCAUAGUAGAAACAAUACGAAUUGUACUAGGUCGGAAGAGCAGUUUAAGCGAUCGAGGCUGGCAAGCAACAGCAUCCGUAAUAUUAACACUGCCCAGUCUUGCUCUUGUUAUCUAUUUAUGUCUUUUUCAAACCUACGUUCUCAAACUCGAAUUGAUUCUGAGUGCCUUAAUGAUAGCCCUCCAAGGUGCUGAACUAGUGUAUGCCUGUGUCUUCAUUUGUACCAUGUUUGGCGAUGUUACGUAUACCUAGCAGUCGAUAAGAAUUUACAUUAAACUUGUAAAGAUGAACUUGGAACUUUAAUGGUACUGAUACAAGAAUAAGGACGUUUUUACUUCGAAAUCGAAAACACACAUAACGAACGAAAGUUAAAUUUCAGCCAACUUUUAGAGAAAAGCGCACAUGGUUAUCGUUAAUCUCCAUGGUCAAAAUUGCAACAACAACAGUGAUGCAUUUCACCAAAACCAAUAAUACACAAUUUCAGAAAAGAAGCCAACUCAACUUGCCAGUAAGGCAACUAAGGCAACUACAACAAACACCAUUCUUAUUUAUGUAUGUAUGCAGUGAAAUGUAGUUCAUGUGAUUAAUACCGAAAGAUACCCGAAGCCAAAACUAUGAUUUAUGAACCGAAUCUUAUUAUUUCGAGACUUUGAUAUGGAAAUAUAUAAUAUAAUAUAAAUGCAGCGAAUAAAAAUGUUUUUUCCACGUCGAAACUAUUUAGAACGAAUGGACGAGUAUUGUAUUCCAUACUUUAUACUACCAGGUUGGCAAGUUAUUUUAUCUGUUUUCCUAACAGUUCCAUGCUUUUUCGGUGUCUCCUACAUAUUGCUUCUACAAGAAUAUAAACUACGUCUGGAAUACGUACUCUGUACUUUACAGAUCGGAUUAUAUUUGACAGAAGUUUGGUAUGCAAUACUUUCAUUUUUUUCAUUAUGUCGUCCAGUAACUUUCGAAUAAAAUUAGCCAAAGCAGUAAGAUAAAAUUUUCAAAUAUUAAUGUAACAAAAGCAGUUAAUUAAGAUUGAAUUUGUAAAUGUGAAGAUUUUUCAGUGGUAUUCAAGUAAUGUAAAAAAGUGUAACAUUAUAUUAAUAAAAGAAAACAAAACACAAAUCAUAGCAAUAAAAUAUACGAAAAAGAAUUUUUAAUGUAAGACAAAAUCACAUAAAAUGUAAAGUUAUGUAUUAUUGAAAAUAUGGAAAUAUAAAAAAUAUAUAUGUAUGUAUACAAACAUAUUAAACGCGAAGAAUUGAUAUAAGAAUUCUCAGACUUUUGAAUACACCUUUUUAUAGUACAUACAUUAAUGUAUAAAAACAAAACCUGUUACGUUUGUAAGUGAACAAAACAAAAAAAAAUAGUGUAGUAGAAGUACACUUAUUUAGACAUAAUAUAUAAAUAUGGCCUAAAUAUUUUUUGUCAUAGAAAUCAUUGGAUUAUCAGUGUGUAGUUGGUUAAUACACCAAUAAAUAUUCAUAAACUUUACAACGUAAUGCAAAGGAACAUACAAACAAUCUGCUAAAUUUCAGCAUUAAUAUGAAAAAUACUAGCGGAAAUUCAAGCUCAUUCUAAAGCGUUAAUAUAUAUACAUACAUAUGUAUAUGCAUGCAUCUACAUGUAUAUAUGCAUAUGUGUAUGUUAACUAUAUGAACCAAAUUCACAUUUAUUCUUAAGGACAAGCGAAGAAAAAAUAAAUAGCAUUCUUAAAAUUACACAAAGUUAAAAUUUGUAAAUAGGUAUAUUAUCAUACAAGUCUAUAUAUACCUAAAUACAUAUGUACAUAUAUACAUACAUGUCUCGCAUAUACAGAAAAUCUAUAUAUACAUAUGUACAAAUGUAUAUUUAUUUACAUAUAAUAUUUAAAGCUCUAGUUAUAGGUAUUCAUUCACAGGCACAAAAUAUUUCAGAAUUACUCCUUUAGAUAUGCAUUACUCGAUUGUGAUGUGUAAGUACAUGCAUACAAUUGUACCCAUCUUCAAAAGCAUGUAAAAAAGUCUUUAUUCGUCUUAUAUAUUUGAGAUAUGUUCACUUGUAAAAUUUUUAUAACAGUAAUUUUAUAUGUAACUGACAGCUAGUUGCUAGUUAAAGUUUUGGUUAAGCGCUUAACCAUAUAUUGAGAAAGAAUUAAGUGAUUGGAAAAUUAAGUGUGAAAUUGCUGUUGGACCCGAGCCCUAUAUACAUAUACACAAACAUAUGUACAAAUUAUAUUUCCACUUCCAAUAUAAACAAUAGCGUUCAUAAAAUGUUUGAGAACAGUACUGAAAAGCUUUAUCUGCGUGCAGGACAUUUCGAAAAAUCAACUGCAAUAACACUUGUCCACGCAAUCAUAUGUACAUAUAUUUUUACUUACAUUUGUAUACAUAUAUUUAUACGCAAAAAACCACAAAAGUGUACCGAAUUUCGAGUUUUUAUAAAUCACAAUAGGUAUAAACCUAACCAGUUAAAUCAGAAACGUCAAAUUUACACAUGUAUAUAAGCAUAUACAUUGUAUUUUAUUUUUUUAAUAAAAAAUUCUAAACAAAAUUAUUCUUAUUAUAAGUUCGAAGUAUUGUUGCCCCCGUUAGAAAGGUUCUUACGGUUGAUAACUCUUGUGCCAACAUUGUAGAUUGAAAUGUUUUUUGACAAUGCUAGGUGUUUAUCAUAAAUAGUUAAAAUGAUGAUUACAAUUAUACUGGCAAAUGAUAUUUUAAAAAUAUACUUUUCCAAGUAAAAACCUAUACCACAUGUGACUUAUUUAAUUAUGGUUAUAUACAAAUUUUUGAAGCUAAUAAAUCAAGCAGUUAAGAAAUGGGAUUGAAAAUAUUGGUUACUAUAUAAAGUGUUGUUGAUUUAAAAAGUUAUAAGAUUUUCAUAUUCAAUCAUAUUGUUUUUAAGAAAAUAAACAUGGAUCAACAUAUAUAUAAAAUAAUCAAUAACCAAAAAGUGUCUAUAAAAUUUUGAAAAAUAUGAAAAUGAUAAAAAAAUUUAGUUCACAAGAGUUCUUUUUCUAAAUUAUAAUAAUUGUAAAAUUUGAGGAUGUACAAAAUAUUUAUUUUACAUUUAUAAAUCGGAUAACAUAUGUAUGUAUGCACUUACACGUACUUUGAUUCUGUGCAUGCGAAUAUGUUCUGAAAAUGGAAAAUAUUUAAUUUAUAAAGGAAGAACUAAAGAAAUGUAAUUAUUUUAUUGGCGAUAAGCGCCGUAUUUACUUUAAGAUGAAAUUAUGCAGAAAUAAGCCACAAAACGGUAAACACAAAUCUUAAUGAUAGUGUAAAUCUAAGACCUAACUGAGCAGUGUAAAUUAUAAUAAAACUUAUAACGCUAUAAACAAUACAGAAUUUCCACAUUAAAUACAUACAUAUGUAUUGGAAUACAAUUUUUAGAUAAAAUUAUUAAUAAAAUUAUAUGGUCAAAUUAGUGAAUUUUAAUGAUUUAUAUACCGGUGUUUAUAUUUUUGUUAUAUUGUAAUGUAAUGUAAACAUACAUAUUAUACAUGCAUACUAACAUUAAAUUGUAGAUUAUAAUAGCUAAUUUAUGCGAAGAGACCGAACAAUUUCAAAUUACAAUAAGGAACACACUCACAGACUCACAGACGGAAAAUAUAAGUCCAGAAAAAUGCAGUGUGUACACCAGGUACUUAUUUACAUUAUUUAUGUAUAAAUGUAGGCAUAAAAAACAAUGCAUUACUUAUAUAAUGCACAUACUCGUAAAUAUAGCCUAUUUUUAUUCAACUAUACAUAUUUAUGCAUGAGUACUUGUGUGCACAUACCUAUGUACAUGUAUGUAUAACGGCGUGGUGAUUUGAAUUAAAAUUAAGAACUGGGAGUUCCCUUUACAAAUUCAAAUGGCAA
This is a messenger RNA of Bactrocera oleae (olive fruit fly), 4923 nucleotides long. Lineage: Eukaryota; Metazoa; Arthropoda; Insecta; Diptera; Tephritidae. The record is from RefSeq and is a predicted model, not a curated record.